Messenger RNA from Acinonyx jubatus (cheetah), 3443 nucleotides. It is a transcript of the gene LOXL1, whose product is annotated as lysyl oxidase like 1. NCBI's taxonomy places the organism in Eukaryota, Metazoa, Chordata, Mammalia, Carnivora, Felidae. Gene Ontology annotation, biological process: peptidyl-lysine oxidation. The record is from RefSeq and is a predicted model, not a curated record. Bases 366 to 2252 code for a protein of 628 amino acids. The transcript is spliced from 6 exons. Gene Ontology annotation, molecular function: protein-lysine 6-oxidase activity; copper ion binding.
GGCUGCCCGAAACCUCCCAACGCUCCCAGCCUGUUGCUUAUUCAUUCAGAGUGGGAAAGCGCCAGCCCAGCGGCCAGCCAGUACCGGGCUGGCCAUGUAAGGCCCCCAGGCAGUCCUGCCUGUCCGGUGCCCUGCAGAGAGCCUCGUGCAGCCCUGGGCACCGCCCCUGCCCUGCCCUGACCCCUUGGCCUCGAAAUGCUGUCAUCGGAGGAGCCGUCCCGCUCGGGACAAGGCCAGGAUGGACAAAGCUAGAGCUGGGGCAGGCAAGGAGCCGUCCUGUCCUCGAGGCCGUGGGAAGAGAAGCACGUACAGGAGUACACUCCUGAGAGCCUCUCGGUCCACCAGGCCUCUGCAGAGGGGCCACCAUGGCUGUAGCCCGAGCAUGCUGGCAGCUGGGGGCCCUGGUGUGGGGCGCCUGCCUCUGCGUCCUGGUGCACGGGCAGGAGGCGCGGCAGGGGCAGGGCUCAGACCCGGGGCGCUGGCGGCAGCUGAUUCAGUGGGAGAACAACGGGCAGGUGUACAGCCUGCUCAACUCCGGCUCAGAGUACGUGCCGGCCGGGCCCCAGCGCACCGACAGUAGCUCCCGAGUGCUGCUAGCCGGCGCACCCCAGGCCCCGCAGCGGCGCAGCCAAGGAGGCCCCCGGCGUCGGCAAGCCCCGUCGCUGCCCCUGCCAGGGCGCGUCGGCUCGGACACCGUGCGCGGCCAGGCGCGGCACCCGUUCGGCUUCGGCCAGGUGCCCGACAACUGGCGCGAGGUGGCCGUCGGGGACAGCACUGGCAUGGCCCGGGUCCGCACCUCCGUCUCCCAGCAACGACACGGGGGCUCCGCCUCCUCGGUCUCGGCCUCGGCCUUCGCCACCACCUACCGCCAGCCGCCCUCCUUCCCUCAGCAGUUCCCCUACCCGCAGGCGCCCUUCGUCAGCCAGUACGAGACCUACGACCCCGCGUCGCGGACCUACGACCAGGGCUACGUGUACUACCGCGGCGGCGGCGGCGGGGGCGCGGGGGCGGCGGCCGUGGCCUCGGCGGGGGUCAUCUACCCCUUCCAGCCGCGGGCGCGCUACGAGGAGUACGGUGGAGGCGAGGAGCAGCCCGAGUACCCGCCGCAGGCCUUCUACCCGGCCCCCGAGAGGCCCUACGCGCCGCCCCCGCCGCCGCCGCCCGCCGACGGCCUGGAUCGCCGCUACUCGCACAGCCUGUACCACGAGGGCACCGCCGGCUUCGAGCAGCCCUACCCCGACCCGGGCUCCGACGCGCCGCCCGCCGGCGGCGGCGCCUACGCCGCUGACCCCCGCCUCGGCUGGUACCCGCCCUACGCCAACGUGCCGCCCGAGGCCUACGUCCCGCCGCGGGCCGUGGAGCCGCAGCCCCCGUUUCGCGUGCUGGAGCCGCCCUACCUGCCGGUGCGCAGCUCCGACGCGCCCCCGCCCGGUGGGGAGCGCGGCGGCGCGCAGCAGGGCCGCCUCAGCGUGGGCAGCGUGUACCGGCCCAACCAGAACGGCCGUGGUCUCCCUGAUUUGGUCCCGGACCCCAACUACGUGCAAGCAUCCACUUAUGUCCAGAGAGCCCACCUGUACUCUCUGCGCUGUGCUGCGGAGGAGAAGUGUCUGGCCAGCACGGCCUACACUCCCGAGGCCACUGACUAUGACGUACGGGUGCUGCUCCGCUUCCCCCAGCGAGUGAAGAACCAGGGAGCCGCGGACUUCCUCCCGCACCGGCCACGGCACGCCUGGGAGUGGCACAGCUGUCACCAACAUUACCACAGCAUGGAUGAGUUCAGCCACUACGACCUGCUGGAUGCAGCCACAGGCAAGAAGGUAGCCGAGGGCCACAAGGCCAGCUUCUGCCUGGAGGACAGCACCUGUGACUUCGGCAACCUCAAGCGCUACGCAUGCACCUCUCACACGCAGGGCCUGAGCCCCGGCUGCUAUGACACUUACAACGCGGACAUCGACUGCCAGUGGAUUGACAUAACUGAUGUGCAGCCUGGGAACUAUGUCCUCAAGAGACACCAAGGCACCUUCGGCCCAGGUGCGGUGAUGCUACAGGAGGCAGUGACACUGUCUUCCCUAAGCGACAGAGGAUUUGAAGUGCGGUGCACCCCCCCGUCUGCAGACAGGGCAGGCUUUGUGCCAUCUGGAAGGGGACCCUGCCAUUCUCUGAAGAGACCCUCCACUCCUCACAGUGACCCCUGCAAAGCCCAGGGCUCCUGUGACCAAGAGUCCCUCUGGCCUGAACCCCUCCUGCAAUGAAUGCUACUCCAGAGCCACUUCCCUGGGGGUGGGGUGAGAGUGGGUAGAAAAGCAUGUUAAGGACACACAGCCCCAUGUGGUACAUCCAUGCAGGCUGUGCUGGGGCCUGGGCAUCGCUGUCUCACCUGGGGAAGUCAAAGGUCAGCCUCCUCUGUGAAGGUGCAAAGCAAAGGUGGGGAACCACUCCACCAGGGCCCCUGGACCCGCAGCUCCACACCCCAGAGCAGCAAAGACAGAGCUGUGAGCAGUGACGAUGGGCUUGGGAGGUGCUCUAACCUGCAUGAACACAGCCUGCCGGGAAAGCUGCAUUCAGAAUGCAGCAACCCAGAAGCCACUGGUUACAGUCCGGUCCCAAGCACCUCCCAGCAGGCUCAGAGGCCCCUCUGCUCAACUCACCCAGGGGCCAGGGUUCUUCUCCUUCCCUUGGUUCAUCCACUCACCAGACAUGGGCAAAGGACCCUCUGAGUUCCAGGCAGUAGGGAAUGGAACCACCUAAGUAAUGCACAAUUCCUGCCCUUGGGGAGUGUAAAGGAUUUAAAAGUAACACGUUCUUCCAUGUUCUGCAAAUAUUAGUCUGGGUGUAGCCUACCCCAGUGAAGCACCCCCUCCCCAGUUAAUCCGACAUUUAGAAGGCUUCCUGUGUCCCAGUGGUUCUUCAGACAAAAGGCACGGGUGGGCCAUCAUCUCACUGAGCGUCAGGUUCUCCAGCUCCAGGGCGGGAGAUGCCACCUGGCAGCAGACAACCCUUCCAUCGGUCAUGUAGACAGGCAUGGGUGGUAACAGGGUGCCAGCCUCAGACUCAGGAGACCAGCCUUGGCAUCCCUGCCCAGCCCCUGCCCCCCAUUCACUGCUGUGUUCCCUGGGGCAGUGACUCAACCUCUCUGACCCUGAGUGCCCAGUGGAGGGCCCACCUGGCCCAGGCUCUGGCUCCGGGGAAGCUUCCCACAUUCCUAUAAGGGUGAUCUGGCGAUGUUUUCUUUGACCACGAGCUGUCUCUUCUUUCCUCUCUCUCUUUCCAUGUCUCUCCACCAGUGUGGCUCUGUCUCCGUAUCUCUUGGUCUUGAGGGGUCUUCCUCCAUCAUCCUAUAUCCUUCUGUCGUCUGUCUCCUCCACGUCUGUCUGUCUGCGUCUCCGGGGCCUUCCCUAAUGACCAGGUGAAAUGCAGCCCCCUGACCAGGUCCCUUUGCCCUC